Messenger RNA from Symphalangus syndactylus (siamang), 7102 nucleotides. RefSeq names its product 2'-5'-oligoadenylate synthetase 3 (gene OAS3). Gene Ontology annotation, molecular function: 2'-5'-oligoadenylate synthetase activity; double-stranded RNA binding. NCBI's taxonomy places the organism in Eukaryota, Metazoa, Chordata, Mammalia, Primates, Hylobatidae. Gene Ontology annotation, biological process: defense response to virus; negative regulation of viral genome replication; regulation of ribonuclease activity. The record is from RefSeq and is a predicted model, not a curated record. Gene Ontology annotation, cellular component: cytosol; membrane; nucleoplasm.
AUUGGUGGUGGUAGUGGUGUUUAGGACGCAUCCCUCAGUCAGACAGUGAGAUAGGACUUCUCCGUUUAUUAAAUCCUGACCUUUUUUUUUUUUCCACGUAAAACCUGCACAUUUCUGAAAUGCUCAGAGUACGUUACUCGGCAUGUACCCGUACGUUCUGUGGGUAUACUUUGUUAGGUUGUGAUUAGUUCGUUGGAGCUGGUGGUUGCAGGGACGGCUGGAAGCAAGGAGAUAAAGGAGAGGAAGUCGUAGCUGGGAAGGGGACCAGGAAGUGGGUGUCAGUUUCAAGAGCUGCUAGCAAGAAACGAAACUGAAAGCAGGGAAUUUCGCAAGUUUGGGGAGGAGGAGAGAAACCUGGGGAAGACAGGAACUGCAGCGCCCGUCCCCGUUUCACGCCACGCGCGGGGGACCGAGGACCUAGGACCUGGCGAGCUGGGCGUGGUGCAGAGAGCCGGGCGGGGAAACGAAACCAGAAAUCCGAAGGCCGCGCCAGAGCCCUGCUUCCCCUCGCACCUGCGCCGGGCGGCCAUGGACUUGUACAGCACCCCGGCCGCCGCGCUGGACAGGUUCGUGGCCACAAGGCUGCAGCCGCGGAAGGAGUUCGUAGAGAAGGCGCGGCGCGCCCUGGGCGCCCUGGCCGCUGCCCUGAGGGAGCGCGGGGGCCGCCCCGGCGCUGCUGCCCCGCGGGUGCUGAAAACUGCCAAGGGAGGCUCCUCUGGCCGGGGCACAGCUCUCAAGGGUGGCUGUGAUUCUGAACUUGUCAUCUUCCUCGACUGCUUCAAGAGCUAUGUGGACCAGAGGGCCCGCCGUGCAGAGAUCCUCAGUGAGAUGCGGGUGUUGCUGGAAUUCUGGUGGCAGAACCCGGUCCCUGGUCUGAUCCUCAAGUUUCCUGAGCAGAGCGUGCCUGGGGCCCUGCAGUUCCGCCUGACAUCCGUAGAUCUUGAGGACUGGAUGGAUGUUAGCCUGGUGCCUGCCUUUGAUGUCCUGGGUCAGGCCGGCUCCGGCGUCAAACCCAAGCCACAAGUCUACUCUACCCUCCUCAACGCUGGCUGCCAAGGGGGCGAGCAUGCGGCCUGCUUCACAGAGCUGCGGAGGAACUUUGUGAACAUUCGCCCAGCCAAGUUGAAGAACCUAAUCUUGCUGGUGAAGCACUGGUACCACCAGGUGUGCCUACAGAGGUUGUGGAAGGAGACACUGCCCCCGGUCUAUGCCCUGGAAUUGCUGACCAUCUUCGCCUGGGAGCAGGGCUGUAAGAAGGAUGCUUUCAGCCUAGCCGAAGGCCUCCGGACUGUCCUGGGCCUGAUCCGACAGCAUCAGCACCUGUGUGUUUUCUGGACUGUCAACUAUGGCUUUGAGGACCCUGCAGUUGGGCAGUUCUUGCAGCGGCAGCUUAAGAGACCCAGGCCUGUGAUCCUGGACCCAGCUGACCCCACAUGGGACCUGGGGAAUGGGGCAGCCUGGCACUGGGAUUUGCUAGCCCGGGAGGCAGCAUCCUGCUAUGACCACCCAUGCUUUCUGAAGGGGAUGGGGGACCCGGUGCAGUCUUGGAAGGGGCCGGGCCUUCCACAUCCUGGAUGCUCAGGUUUGGGCCACCCCAUCCAGCUAGACCCUAACCAGAAGACCCCUGAAAACAGCAAGAGCCUCAAUGCUGUGUACCCAAGAGCAGGGAGCAAACUUCCCUCAUGCCCAGCUCCUGGCCUCACUGGGGCAGCCAGCAUCGUCCCCUCUGUGCCGGGAAUGGCCUUGGACCUGUCUCAGAUCCCCACCAAGGAGCUGGACCGCUUCAUCCAGGACCACCUGAAGCCGAGCCCCCAGUUCCAGGAGCAGGUGAAAAAGGCCAUUGACAUCAUCUUGCGCUGCCUCCGUGAGAACUGCGUUCACAAGGCCUCAAGAGUCAGUAAAGGGGGCUCAUUUGGCCGGGGCACAGACCUAAGGGAUGGCUGUGAUGUUGAACUCAUCAUCUUCCUCAACUGCUUCACGGACUACAAGGACCAGGGGCCCCGCCGCGCAGAGAUCCUUGAUGAGAUGCGAGUGCAGCUAGAAUCCUGGUGGCAGGACCAGGUCCCCGGCCUGAGUCUUCAGUUUCCUGAGCAGAAUGUGCCUGAGGCUCUGCAGUUCCAGCUGGUGUCCACGGCCCUGAAGAGCUGGAUGGAUGUUAGCCUGCUGCCUGCCUUUGAUGCUGUGGGGCAGCUCGGUUCUGGCACCAAACCAAAUCCCCAGGUCUACUCGAGUCUCCUCACCAGUGGCUGCCAGGAGGGCGAGCAUAAGGCCUGCUUCUCAGAGCUGCGGAGGAACUUCGUGAACAUUCGCCCUGUCAAGCUGAAGAACCUGAUUCUGCUGGUGAAGCACUGGUACCGCCAGGUUGCAGCUCAGAACAAAGGAAAACGACCAGCCUCUGCCUCUCUGCCCCCAGCCUACGCCCUGGAGCUCCUCACCAUCUUUGCUUGGGAGCAGGGCUGCAGGCAGGACUGUUUCGACAUGGCCCAAGGCUUCCGGACGGUGCUGGGGCUCGUGCAGCAGCAUCAGCAGCUCUGUGUCUACUGGACGGUCAACUAUAGCACUGAGGACCCAGCCAUGAGAAUGCACCUUCUUGGCCAGCUUCGAAAACCCAGACCCCUGGUCCUGGACCCCGCUGAUCCCACCUGGAAUGUGGGCCAGGGUAGCUGGGAGCUGUUGGCCCAGGAAGCAGCAGCGCUGGGGAUGCAGGCCUGCUUUCUGAGUAGAGAUGGGACAUCUGUGCAGCCCUGGGAUGUGAUGCCAGCCCUCCUUUACCAAACCCCAGCUGCGGACCUUGACAAGUUCAUCAGUGAAUUUCUCCAGCCCAACCGCCAGUUCCUGGCCCAGGUGAACAAGGCCGUUGAUACCAUCUGUUCAUUUUUGAAGGAAAACUGCUUCCAGAAUUCUCCCAUCAAAGUGAUCAAGGUGGUCAAGGGUGGCUCUUCAGCCAAAGGCACAGCUCUGCGAGGCCGCUCAGACGCCGACCUCGUGGUGUUCCUCAGCUGCUUCAGCCAGUUCACUGAGCAGGGGAACAAGCGGGCCGAGAUCAUCUCCGAGAUCCGAGCCCAGUUGGAGGCAUGUCAACAGGAGCGGCAGUUCGAGGUCAAGUUUGAAGUCUCCAAAUGGGAGAAUCCCCGCGUGCUGAGCUUCUCACUGACAUCCCAGACGAUGCUGGACCAGAGUGUGGACUUUGAUGUGCUGCCAGCCUUUGACGCCCUAGGCCAGCUGGUCUCUGGCUCCAGGCCCAGCUCUCAAGUCUACGUCGACCUCAUCCACAGCUACAGCAAUGCGGGCGAGUACUCCACCUGCUUCACAGAGCUACAACGGGACUUCAUCAUCUCUCGCCCUACCAAGCUGAAGAGCCUGAUCCGGCUGGUGAAGCACUGGUACCGGCAGUGUAACAAGAUCUCCAAGGGGAGAGGCUCCCUACCCCCACAGCACGGGCUGGAACUCCUGACUGUGUACGCCUGGGAGCAGGGCGGGAAGGACUCCCAGUUCAACAUGGCUGAGGGCUUCCGCACAGUCCUGGAGCUGGUCACCCAGUACCGCCAGCUCUGUAUCUACUGGACCAUCAACUACAACACCAAGGACAAGACUGUUGGAGACUUCCUGAAACAGCAGCUUCAGAAGCCCAGGUUCAGGCCUAUCAUCCUGGAUCCGGCUGACCCGACAGGCAACCUGGGCCACAAUGCCCGCUGGGACCUGCUGGCCAAGGAAGCUGCAGCCUGCACAUCUGCCCUGUGCUGCAUGGGACGGAAUGGCAUCCCCAUCCAGCCAUGGCCAGUGAAGCUUCUGCAGAAAGGAUGGGGUUACCAACAUCUCCUAUAAUACUUCCCCAGGCUGCUGUGUGAAGUGGAGAAAAUCAGCGGUCCUACAGGAUGAAAAGAAGAUGGACACCAGCCCUCAGCAUGAGGAAAUUCAGGGUCCCCUACCAGAUGAGAGAGACUGUGUGUGUGUGUGUGUGUGUGCGUGUACACAUGUGUGCAUGUGUGUGUUUUAGUGACUCUGCUCUCCCAGCUCACACACUCCCCUGCCUCCCAUGGCUUACACACUAGGAUCCAGACUCCAUGGUUUGACACCAGCCUGCAUUUGCAGCUUCUCUAUCACUGCCAUGACUCUAUCCUGGUACCACCACUGCUGCUUCCCACCCAGCUGAGAAUGCCCCCUCCUCCCUGACUCCUCUCUGCCCAUGCAAAUUAGCUCACAUCCCUCCUCCUGCUGCAAUCCAUCCCGUCCUCCCAUUGGCCUCUCCUUGCCAAAUCUAAAUACUUUAUAUAGGGAUGGCAGAGAGUUUCCAUCUCAUCUGUCAGCCACAGUCAUUUGGUACUGGCUACCUGGAGCCUUAUCUUCUGAAGGGUUUUAAAGAAGGGCCAAUAAGCUGAGAAGAAUUAUCUACUCAAUUAGUGAUGUCUGCCAUGCAUGCAGUAGAGGAAAGUGGUGGUACAAGUGCCAUGAUUGAUCAGCAAUGUCUGCACUGGAUGCAGAAAAAAGAAGGUGUUCGCAGGUUUACAGUGUAUGUGUGGACUAUUGAAGAGCCCUCUGAGCUCGGUUGCUAGCAGGAGAGCAUGCCCAUAUUGGCUUACUUUGUCUGCCACAGACACAGACAGAGGGAGUUGGGACAUGCAUGCUAUGGGGACCCUCUUGUUGGACACCUAAUUGGAUUGCCUCUUCAUGGGAGGCCUCCUUUUCUUCACUUCUAUGCUGCACUCCUCCCCUAGUUUACACAUCUUGAUGCUGUGGCUCAGUUUGCCCUCCUGAAUUUUUAUUGGGUCCCUAUUUUCUCUCCUAACAUGCUGAGAUUCUGCAUCCCCACAGCCUAAACCUGAGCCAGUGGCCAAACAACCCUGCUCAGCCUGUUUCUCUCUGCCCUCCAGAGCAAGGCUCACCAGGUCCAUCCAGGAGGCUCUCCUGACCUCAAGUCCAACAACAGUGUCCACACAGUCAAGGUUCAGCCCAGAAAACAGAAAGCACUCUAGGAAUCUUAGGCAGAAAGGGAUUUUAUCUAAAUCACUGGAAAGGCUGGAGGAGCAGAAGGCAGAGGCCACCACUGGACUAUUGGUUUCAAGAUUAGACCACUGUAGCCGAAUCAGAGGUCAGAGAGCCGCCACUGCUACUGCUAAUGCCACCACUACCCCUGCCAUCGCUGCCUCACAUGCACAAAACUGGAGUCGAGACCUAGGUUAGAUUCCUGCAACCACAAACAUCCAUCAGGGAUGGCCAGCUGCCAGAGCUGCAGGAAGACAGAUCCCACCUCCCUUUCUUAGCAGAAUCUAAAUUACAGCCAGAACUCUGGCUGCAGAGGAGUCUGAGACAUGUAUGACUGAAUGGGUGCCAAGUGCCAAGGGACGGAGUCCCCAACAGAUGCAUCCUGGCCAUCUGUUGGGUGGAUGAGGAAGUGGGUCUAUCUCAGAGGAAGGAACAGGAAACAAAGAAAGGAAGCCACUGAGCAUCCUUUCUCUGCCCCCCAGGAGUGUCUUAGACAGCCUGACUCUCCACGAACCACUGUUAAAACUUACCUGCAAGGAAUGCCAGAUUGAAUGGGAUGGGAAAAGCCUUUCCUCGUUAUUGUCAUGCUUGGAGAGAGGUUAGCGACCAAGGGCAGCUCCUCUGAUUCACCUAGAGCCUGUUCUCUGCCCUCUUUGGCUCAGCCUACAGAGACUAGAGUAGGUGAAGGGACAGAGGACAGAGCUUCUAAUACCUGUGCCAUAUUGACAGCCUCCAUCCCUGUCCCCCAUCUUGGUGCUGAACCAAUGCUAAGGGCACCUUCUUAGACUCACCUCAUCGAUACUGCUUGGUAAUCCAAAGCUAGAACUCUCAGGACCCCAAACUCUGCCUCUUGGAUUGGCCCUGGCUGCUGCCACACACAUAUCCAAGAGCUCAGGGCCAGUUCUGGUGGGCAGCAGAGACCUGCUCUGCCAAGCUGUCCAGCAGCAGAGUGGCCCUGGCCUGGGCAUCACAAGCCAGUGAUGCUCCUGGGAAGACCACGUGGUGGGUUGCAGUUGGGUACCUUCCAUUUCCACCACACAGACUCUGGGCCUUUCCGCAAAAUGGCUCCAGAAUUAGGGUAAUUAUGAGAUGGUGGGAACCAGGGCAGCUCAGGUGCGUGAUGCAAGGAGUGGUUGUCAUCUGGGUAGGGCAGAGAGGAGGGCUUGCUCAUCUGAACAGGGGUGUAUUUCAUUCCAGGCCCUCAGUCUUUGGCAAUGGCCACCCUGGUGUUGGCAUAUUGGCCCCACUGUAACUUUUGGGGGCUUCCCGGUCUAGCCACACCCUUGGAUAGAAAGACUUGACUGCAUAAAGAUGUCAGUUCUCCCUCAGUUGGUUGAUAGACUUAAUGGUCACCCUAAAAACACCCACAUAUGCUUUUCUAUGGAACCAGAUAAGUUGACACUAAAGUUCUUAUGGAAAAAUACACACACAAUAGCUAGGAAAACACAGGGAAAGAAGAGUUCUGAGCAGGGCCUAGUCUUAGCCAAUAUUAAAACAUACUAUGAAGCCUCUGAUAUUUAAACAGCAUGGCACUGGUACGUAAAUAGACCAAUGCAGUUAAGUGGCUCUUUCCAAGACUCUGGGGAAAAAAGUAAUAAAAAGCUAAAUGCAAUCAAUCAGCAACUGAAAGCUAAGUGAGAGAGCCAGAGGGCCUCCUUGGUGGUAAAAGAGGGUUGCAUUUCUUGCAGCCAGAAGGCAGAGAAAGUGAAGACCAAGUCCAGAACUGAAUCCUAAGAAAUGCAGGACUCCAAAGAAAUUGGUGUGUGUGUGUGUGUGUGUGUGUAAUUUUUAAAAAGUUUUUAUUGAGAUAUAAGUCAAUACCAUAAAGCUCUCACCCUUUUAAAGUGUACAAUUCAGUGGUGUGAGUAUAUUCAUAAGAUUUAUACUUGGUGUCUAUUCAUAAGACUUAUAUUCAGCAUAUUCAUAACUACAGCCAUAUCACAGAUGCAUUCAUCAUAAUAAUUCCAGACAUUUUCGUCACCCUAAAAGGAAACUCUGAAGCCCAUUAGCAGUCAUUCCCCAUUCCUCCAACCCAUUGUCUCCCUAAUCCCUAGAAACCGCCAAUCUGCUGUGUAUUUCAUCUAUUGUCAACAUUUCAUAUAAAUGGCAUCAUACAAUA